CUCGAUUUCUACCCCCUCACCCCACCCCCUCCCCCCUCCCCUCCCUCCGUCGUCUCUCUCGAUCGAUCGAUCGGCUUCGCAGUUGCCUCCGGUUCGUGAUUCUUCGAGUUCUCUCGGAUGAGCUGCGGGGGCUUCGCUGCUGCUCCGAGAAGGAAAUGAGAGGAAAAAGAGUGUCUACUGAUUGGCAUCCUAGAGCUUGUGCUGGCAAGACAAUUCCAGAUCGUUGCCAUGCGAAAAGCAAUUUUGAAAACAUUGUUCUCAUCGAUGUAGAUUGUGAUGAUUACGAUGAGGUUAUCAUCAUUGAUGUCCCUGAAUCUGUACAGGAGAAGUUGCGAGGUGCUGGUGUACCACAAAAGAAUAGGGGGUUUCCAUAUGAGGGUGUUAUUAGUAUUGAUGAUGAUGAUGAUAAUGGGGAUGUUGAGCUUCCUGGACCCAGUAUUGCCGGUGGUGGUGAGUCGGAUAGCGAUGCCACAUCAAGCAGGUCCUCUCCCUCCUCCAACUUGGGAGGAUCUGUUGACUCCGAUGCUGAUGAAUGUUGUGUCGUUCCUGAGGAGUGUUCUGCUUUGAAGUCAUCUAGGAGCAAGAACUCCUAUAGCGGUGAAGGUGAAGUUCCCUGUAGAAAUCGAUGUGGUCUCAGUCCUGUUUCAGAAGAUGUCUCCUUUGAUAGUGAUUUCUCUGAUUGUGAGGUUAUGGAAGAUCCCUCUGGGAAGCUUCGUGAACAGUGGGAAAAUGCUUUUUCCAAAAGAAAACAUGAUACCUUUAACGGGCAUCUUCAUUCGGAAGAUCAAGUUAAGGCUUCUGGCUUACAUACUGAUGCUUGCACAAGUGGAGAAGCCCAUUACUCGUCUAAUCCAGCGUGUUCUAGUUCCCGCAAUGCAAAAGCAAAAGAAAAUUUUGCUUCUGGUGAGGCAGUUCCUGUCAAUUUAGGAGUCGGACAUGAUCAUGAGGAGCCCUCUUUAUUGUUUAGUGAAGUCAGAGCCAAUAGACGAAAUAAUACCGUGGGUAAAGAAUACAAAUGUACGGGAAAGUCUUGUUUUGACAAUAAUACCCCAGCCAGGGACAUCCCUGAUGAAUCUGAUCAGGGAGGAAGUAUUUUUAAGGAAGAGUCUGCUUUAUUGAAGAGAAAAAUUGGUAGUGAAACUUGUGCUGAUGGUGAAAGAGAUGUUCAAGCAGGUGACCGGUUACAGAGUAAGUGUUUUCGCAGCAACAAUUCUGUUCCAGAUGAACUAGCGCAUGAAAGAACUGGUCCUCACAAAGAGAAUCCCUCUGGCAAACCAUUGGUGCCAGACUCCUGUCAUACAGGCAGAGUACAUGUUGAUUAUGGUGCAAAAUAUCAAGUUGGUGACCGUAAAGAUAAAUCCUCAUCUUUUCGCCGGUCUGGAGUUAGAUGUGCAAUGUCUUGUCAUGAUGAAACCGCAGGACAACUUGCGCGGAAUAUUCCUAUUGUGAAAGAGGAAGACUUAGUUGCUAAAUCAUCCUCUAGUCGUCAAAGUCAUGUACAAAGUGAGAGUCCACAUGCUCAAGAUGGUGGUUAUGUGCCUAGUGUCCAAAAGGACAUUAUCAAUGGACGGGAAAUGCUUAAGGAAACUGAUGAAUACAAGCGAGCAGCAGAAGAAGAAUGGGCAUCUCGGCAGCGGCAAUUACAACUACAGGCAGAAGAGGCCCACAGGUUGCGGAAGAAAAAAAGAGCUGAAACUAUGCGAUUAUUGGAUAUGGAAAGAAGGCAAAAGCAGCGGAUUGAAGAAAUGAGACAGACACAAAAGAAGGACGAGGAAAAUAUGAACCUCAAAGAGCAACUUCGUGCUGAAAUAAGGAAGGAGAUAUCUAAACUGGAAAUAACAUGCACUGAUAUGGCCUCGUUGCUUCGUGGACUGGGGAUACAUAUCGGAGGCAGUUUUUGUCCCUCAACACAGGAGGUACAUGCAGCCUAUAAACGAGCCUUGCUGAAAUUUCACCCAGACCGGGCGUCAAGAAAUGACAUUCGCCAGCAGGUUGAAGCUGAAGAGAAAUUUAAAUUACUAGCGCGCAUGAAGGAGAAAUUUAUGUGGGCUUAAAGUUCAUCAUACUACACAGCAGCAGCAGCAGCACUUGGCGGUGCUGCUGCCUUGGUUUCUUCUUUCUUUUCCGACACCCUGAUCAGAUAGCGAUUUUUUGUUGUCCAUAAUGUGUCAUUCUUAAAUUCUCUAAGAUGUAUGUAUAAAGUGGAUGUCUGUCACACAUACCAGCCGUCCUUUACUGAAGAAGUGUAAUUUUUUGACGUGCUGACAACUUUGAGCUUUUAUGUUGUAAGGGUGAGAAUCGGUGUCUUCUGCGAGACUCAAAUCAGAUUUCGCUAUGGAGAUCCUUUUAGGCCAAAGCCUCUUGUCGACUGGAA
Molecule: messenger RNA, 2374 nt
Organism: Syzygium oleosum
Lineage: Eukaryota; Viridiplantae; Streptophyta; Magnoliopsida; Myrtales; Myrtaceae
Exons: 5
Coding region: 156-2054 (632 amino acids)
Source: RefSeq, a predicted model, not a curated record